UGUGCGUGUGUUGUCGAGGCGCGCGCAGUGUUUACCGCGCGGCUCUCUGGCCGGCAGCGCUCGCAUUCACGUGUUUGUCGUGCGAAAUCGAGUUUUCCGGCGGCUGUCGAGCUGCAUUAACGUCCCAUGGUGUUUUCCUUCCAGUUUAUUGGUGCUAAUUCGUGCCGGAUAACGAUAACAUUCGGGGGCCAGGCCGUUUUUAAGCGUACAUUCGGCGCGGCUCAUAAAAAUUAUAGGUGUUUUUGGCGGAUGCGAUGAAUAAAUUUUGCAAAUCGAGUCGUAGUGUCGAAAAGGCUUGUGAGAGCUAUGUUUUGAUCCGCCGGCGUUUGGUGGAUGUGCCGGGUGUUGCGGACGCGGUCUGCCUUGCGGUGCUUAUCUUGAUCUCUGUGAAACUCCGGUUGUGCAGGCUGAUCGCGCAGUGGGCGCUCGUGCCUGGCGACCACACUAAUAUCACCAAGGACCUUUUGGAGAAGCGCUUUUCUGAAGCGAACGUAUGCUAAGGACUAAACUGAAGUGAAACGAACGUUACCCGUGAAGACUUCUAGCAUAGGAACCUUAUGUGCCAUUCGAAACCAGAUUACCACAAGCAGUGAUAUUUAGUCUUAUCUAGUGAUAGUGAGUAACCGUGAUAAACUAGUAAUAGGUGUUAAAGCCGUUAGUUUUAGUGUUGAACGUAACCAAAAAGAAGCGAAGCUGGCUCCUUACAAGGAUAUAAUGAACUCAUCCAGCAUGAGUUCGACGGUGCCUACGAUUAAGUGCGAGGAUAGUUCUCCGUCGCCGUCUGCGCCGGUGGGGACGGACGGAGAGGCGGGCACUGGGGCAUACAACCUGAGCGUGAACGUGAACCUGAACGCAGCCAUGAUCAACCUCCUGAGCGUGGAAACACCCAACACCACCACGCUUCACACGCCUGAGAUCGUUAACGACGUUAUCACCAUGACCAAUCCUCUCGACCAGUAUAACUACAAUGAGAAAAAUUCCAGUUUCAAGAGCAUGAGCGGAAAUGACUCCAACUCCUCGAUGUCCAAUGGCUCUUCAGCCACUUCACCAGCCUCUGGCACUCCACCAAGCAUACAAAAGACUUGCUCGGAGCUGAUCAAGGCCGGCUUAAAGUUGUCUAUAGAGUCGAAGCGCAAGAUGUCUGGCAGUGACACCGACAUGGGCAUCAAGAGGAUGAAGAAGGAAGAGAGUGAUGAGGACUACGACAGCAGUCAUACGGUCACCAAAAGUGAAGGGUUAACACCAGAGGACGAAGAGCGGAGACGGCGGCGAAGAGAACGGAACAAGAUAGCAGCCACUAAAUGCAGGCUGAAGAAGCGGGAGAGAACCGUCAACCUGGUCACGGAGAGCGAGGUCUUGGAGACGCAGAACAUCGAGCUCAAGGCACAACUAAAGGAAUUGGAAGUCCAAAAGCGGCAACUGGUGGACAUGCUGUCGCUUCACGCGCCGUCAUGCGUCAAGAACAAUAAUUCUAACGCGAGGCAAUCUCCCACUACCUCCUACAACAUGCUUCGGCCGUACGACUCGCCUUCAACAUUCCCGGCUAACUUUGAAGCCCAGUCGCCUUACAUCAGACCAGAAUCAGCCAACGUGCUCGCUUCUAGCUACACAUGCGUCAUUCCUGUUAAUAACGAGUAUAUGGACACCAUGACUUCCCUUGAAACGAUCUGUGGACAAUCCCAACAAUUAGACGUGGACUACACAAGACCUGACAGCGUUCUCAGCCUACCUCCAAAUUCUGAGGGCAAUUACGUCACAACAGAUGGGUAUCUCCCUAAAUCGACCAAUCUAAUCGUCCCAUUGGACGCAGAACAAGAAUAUUACGAGGAGGUAAACUACCAUCCGCAGUGCAAUACCUACCCGGUCUCAGACGCGCAAAACAAGCUUAACGGCCUAAACGACAGAUGCCUUGUCUAGUUAAGUACAGAUGUUUAUAAUUUUCGGCGGGUCCAAAAUUUAUUUUCGACAAGUAUACGUAUAUUUAGCAUUGGAGUUAAAAAUAAUUCGAAAUAGAGUACCGUUGAUUACAAGUUUUCUUCAACUGUCUUUGUGAUAAAACAAUGUAGGAAUAAGGUAUCGUUAAAUCGCUUGGUGUUACCCUUGAAUAGAUUAUAUUGCCAGAUAAAUGCGGCGGGGAUUUAUUUCGAAACGAAAUCGUAUGUCUACUGUGUAGAACAGCAUCGUAUAAUGUGGUAGGUACCUACAAUACCUGACGGGUACAAGAACUGGAACGAUACAUUUUAACAAUAUACAAUUUUUUAAACACAUAUAUUCCUUUCUGAAAAUUUUUAUCAUUGUUUAAGUAUAUAUAUAUUUAUAUCACGGUUUUUAUUUUUCUGAUGUUUUAAAAUCAUCUUUAAUCAAUGUGCAGUAACAGGUGCAACUGUAAAACAGUUCGUUAGGUAGGUAUAUCACAUAAUAUUUUAUUAUUAUUUAGAUUUUAAAUGUCUAACAUAAUUUACCAUGUUCGUUUUAUUUUAAAAGUUCUUUAAUUUUGCUUUGAUCUGUUAAUGUAUUGUGGUUUCAAUAUAAGAUCUGAUAUGUGUAAGUUGCGUUGCUUAUCUUUUUAAAAUCGGUGUCAAAUCAAUACACGAGUACACUACCCGGAAUAUAAGUCAAAUGAAAAUGGCGUUGGCCUACUGCUACUACUAGUACAGUCAAUAACAUAAUUAGGUUCUAAACCGCCUUGUCUAUGUAAGUGUAAUUUCAUUUCACUGCGUAUGCGCAUAGGUGCAAACUUGGUGCCGGGCUACUGCAUUCGUCAAGUCUCUAGUCUAUGUUUGUGACAUCGUUGUGAAAUAAGGCAUAAAAGACAUUAAAAUAUCUUAAUACAUCACAUCAUAUAUAUUCCAGUACAAUAUUAGAGUAAAACAAUACCUCCUGUUGAAAUUCCGAAAAUAUAUUUAUGUUACAAAUAUUAUAUUCACAGAUAAUUAUGUAAUAUACAUCAUGUUACAAAUGUUUAAUAUAAAAUAGUUUUAGAUGCUUUAACUCCGAUCAAGACGUGAUAAAAAAUACUUAGAUUUUAAAUUAAGAUAGAAUAGGUAAGUUAAUAAAGGCAAAAUAAUCACAUACUUCAGAUACGAAUAUGGUCACAUAAUCUGAUUAAACAAUUUAAUUAAAAAAUACAUGUUUGCCGAUAAAUGACAACGGAAUGUAUGCGUGAGAGGCGUCUUCUAAGUAAAGGAACACAUAUGAAAAAUGAGUAUAUUGAAAAUCAUAAUACAUAAAAAUAUUAAGUAUAUCAUCAAUCAGAAAAAAAUUAUGUGGCCUUAAAUCAUUUCACAACUUAUUUAAAUAUUAUAAGUUACAUUCAUCAUAAUAUUAAGUAAGUAAAGUUUUGUUACUUGGUUGUUAUUAUUAUAAAUCAUUAAUGGACUAAUAAUAUGUGUUUAGUUGUAUCACGAACUUAUCUGAGUUACUGGGGAUUUUUUUAUUUGCGAUUAAAAAAUGAGAUGUCCUAUCUUUUUAUGAGAGAAAUGACGGCAAAUAGCUAAGAACGCAUAAUAUACUUUGCAUAAUAACUGGAGUUGGACAUUAUGCAAUAAUAUAAGGCGCACAAUAUUUUAGGAAUCUUUAAAGUCAUUCACGCUAAUUCAGAGUUUCUGGAUAUAUAUUAAGUUUUUAAAAUGAAAGUUUUUAGAUUAUUUAUUUAGUCAAACCUUAUGGCCGACUAAAUAAAUAAUCUAAAAACUUCUUAUCAUCAGUUCGGUAUUUCAACAUGUCAUUUUUUUUUUAAUGUAAAGUUAAUGAGGAGUUAUACACGGUCCUCUUUUACCUUCGUAAAGUAGCUCAGAUAAAGAUAAGCAGAUUAUACAAGACAGUGCUUUCUGCGUACCAGUGAUCCUAGUCUACGUGCGCCUAAAGGGCGAAUGUCAGUCGAGUGAGCAUUUAUUUUUAUAUUGUUGACACCAUGUUAUUGAAAAGAAUCUAAUACAUAAGCAUAAUAAGGGCCGACACUACUGAUAUACUUAACCUUGAUUUAUUAUUUUUUUAAAUAUGUAUAUAGCCAUUUCGUAUGAUUAUGAUAUCAUAUCUCCCAAAUUGUGACUGAAAAUUAAUAGCUCCUUUCUGCGGAGAAGUUUUUACUACCAAAUUCAGAACUAUGGCUUUACAUGCCAAACAGAAUUACUACGGAAAUUUAUUUUAAAUAUUCUACAAUGAGUUUCUUUUAAAAAUAAAAACUAUUUCAUUACAAAGUUGGAACAAUAUCACAAAGUAAUUGUGACCUUCUCUGAAGUGAAAAACACCUGUAUUAGAAGUCCUACGAAUCAUAACUUUGCAAACGAAAUCAGAUUAUCAAAAUAUCAAGUGUAUUGGCUCUUAAACAUGUUAUACGUGGUGAAAAUUAUUCGGAAUAGAUAUCUAUUGUGUAAUGAAGUGUUGAGUCUCUAUAUGUUAAUUUCUAUUUUUCCUUCCUGUAUUGCCAUGGACCUCGACAUAUUAUUGUGAAAACAUGCUGGACAUUUCAGCUAGUGAAUUUUUCAAGUAUGUAUGUACUAAGUUCAUGGCGUUCGAUUCGCUUUGAAGAUUGAAUGUACCGUCACAGUAAUCUUAAAUUUAAGAUUAACUUUUGAAGGUAUUGUUAUGGUAUACUUUGCAUAAAGAUGAGCUAGUUUCCUUGAGAAGUUUAAUCCAAUAUAGUCCAUGAAGAUUUGUACCUACAUUUUAUUUUUAAUUUAAAAAUGAUAUCUUUUUUUUUUAUAUAUCCAUCUUUAGUUUGUAAAAAAAUAACUUUUUUAAAGUUGUAGGACUUAAUGACUAAACUUCUCUUUUCUAUUCCUGUUUUCUUCUUCCAAUAUUGGUAAGUUGUGAUAGUACAUUACUAUUACUUUGGUUGUAAGUUAAAACCUGCUAGUAUUACAAUUAGUUUAUCAAUCGUUGUUAUAUUAUAAGAUUGGUUAUUAUUAUGUCUGUAAUAUAUAUAUAAUAUAAACAUUUCGUUUUGAUAUUAUUGUCAUUUUUAUUCAUAUUAUUGUUAAAACUUUCUUAACAAUCUUGAAUGUAUUUAAUUAAGGCGAAUUUAUGUAAAUAGAUUUUAGAAGGCCUCUAUUCUGUUAUAAGGCUUUAAUAUAAUACUAAAGUUAUAUUUUGUGUAAACUUGAUACCCUUUUAAAUGUUUAUAAUUCUGACAAUUGUCACAAACAGAUCUACACUUAUAGAUUUAUCAUUGUUGAUUAUUUCACCAAACUUUUUGCAAUAAACGUCAAAAAUAAUAUUUGCUUUAUCUGAAUUUUAUAAUUAUUUUAUGAAUUGUUACCGAAUAGAUUACCAAUACAUAUAUAAUAGAUAUGACAUAAGUAAUUGUUCUAAUUUAUGAUAAAUUAUAUUUUAAAGCACCAAGAAUUCUAAAGGAAAAUAUUUUAUUCUGUUACUAAAUUAACACAGAAAUCGAAUUUUAGAAAGGCGUUAAGAUAAAAAAAAUCUCAUUUCCGUCAUCUUAUAGAUGAAAAAAUGUUUGUUUGUUUCACUCAAAUGACUUAUAAUAUACAUUAAAGUGUAUAAAAUUGAUGCAAAAUAAUUAAUAAUCGCAUAUUAUAUUGUUUAGGUAAUUUUGAAACGUAUCUAUUCAGUUGAAGAUUGAACCUUUUUUUUACAUACAUUAGAUUUUUCGGCACAAGAUUACUUUGAUCCGACGCUUUAUGAAAUGAAAACGAUCUCCUUUAUACCUAAAUGUAAUAUGUAACUUAUAUUCAGGUGCUCAUAGAUUAAAUGUCUAUACUCGAUGCCUUACACAAUGAAAUGCCUUAUGUGUCGUGAACAUCAUUUGUACCUGCUUAUAAAUAUAUUUUCACAGUCAAAGCAAAAUUAUCGCGCUUAUGAAUGAAAAAAUAAAUUAUAUAUUGCAUA
This is a messenger RNA of Amyelois transitella, 5850 nucleotides long. It is a transcript of the gene Atf3, whose product is annotated as activating transcription factor 3. Gene Ontology annotation, biological process: regulation of transcription by RNA polymerase II. Gene Ontology annotation, molecular function: DNA-binding transcription factor activity, RNA polymerase II-specific; RNA polymerase II cis-regulatory region sequence-specific DNA binding. The transcript is spliced from 6 exons. Bases 715 to 1917 code for a protein of 400 amino acids. Gene Ontology annotation, cellular component: nucleus. The record is from RefSeq and is a predicted model, not a curated record. NCBI's taxonomy places the organism in Eukaryota, Metazoa, Arthropoda, Insecta, Lepidoptera, Pyralidae.